UCCCCCUUCAGUUUUGUUUACAAGGUUUAAAAACGAUUUCAAUUAUCUGGACUUAAAAAUCACUUAAUUAACUUCAUUAAUCAUGCCGGUGAAUCCACAAAAACGUCCAGGAGACAAUUUAAAUCAAGUGGCAGUAAUACAGACAGCAAAAAAGUCCAGAAAUGACGAGCUUGUGCCAACUUUAAAGGAUAAACAGCUUAUGGAAAAGGGAAUUGCUCGAACAACAAACUUAUCAGCACCAAUUAUGAAGUUAGAAGGUCAUGAGAGUGAUAUUUUCAGUUGUGAAUUUCAUCCAGACGGCGAAUACCUUGCUUCUGCUGGAUUUGACAGGAAAAUCUUCGUUUGGAGUGUCUUUGGAGAAGAAUGUCAGAAUGUAGCAGUUAUGAGUGGACAUAAAGGAGCAAUUAUGGAGAUGCAUUUCAGCCCGUCUGGUGAUUCCAUUUAUACUUGCAGCACAGACAAGUUUGUGAGUGUCUGGAAUGUUGAGACAGCACAGCGCAUACGAAAGAUGAAGGGACAUCAAAAUUUUGUCAAUUCUCUUGGAAAUGCGAGACGUGGAGUCGAGACUUUAGUGUCUGGAAGUGACGAUAACACUAUCAAGAUUUGGGAUGCGAGGAAGAAAUAUGUAUGUCAUACAUUCGAUAACGAAUAUCAAGUGACUGCUGUCUGCUUAAACGAUACAGCUGAACAAGUAAUAUCAGGCGGCAUUGAUAAUGAUAUAAAGAUAUGGGAUAUUCGCAAGAACGAGAUAGUCAUGAAGUUAAAAGGUCAUUCAGACUCAAUUACUGGUUUAAGUUUAUCGCCUUGUGGAAACUAUGUCUUAUCAAACUCAAUGGACAAUACAUGCAGAAUCUGGGAUAUAAGACCGUACUGCUCAACAGACCGUUGCAAAACAGUUUUUCAAGGACAUACACACAAUUUCGAGAAGAACUUAUUACGGUGUGUAUGGAGUAAAGACGGUACGAUGAUAUCAGCCGGAUCAGCCGAUAGAUUUGUGUAUAUUUGGGACGUAAAUUCAAAGAAAAUCGUAUAUAAACUGCCAGGUCACAAUGGAAGCGUUAACGAUAUAGAUUUCCAUCCUAAAGAACCAAUAAUUUUGAGUGCAUCAUCUGAUAAGACAUUAUACAUGGGUGAACUGCUUGAAAAUUAAAUUUACAAUCUCUGUUCAUCGAUAAAACCUACCUUAAAAAUAAAAAUAAAUAAAUAAGAG
This is a messenger RNA of Chironomus riparius, 1210 nucleotides long. The record is from the annotation of a GenBank genome assembly. Lineage: Eukaryota; Metazoa; Arthropoda; Insecta; Diptera; Chironomidae.